AUGAGCAUUAUGAAUUCGUUUGUCAACGACGUGUUCGAGCGAAUUGCUGCUGAGGCUUCACGACUUGCGCACUACAACAAGCGCUCUACCAUCUCUUCACGGGAAGUGCAAACUGCUGUUCGUCUGAUCCUGCCUGGCGAGCUUGCUAAGCACGCCGUUUCGGAAGGAACUAAGGCGGUGACGAAGUAUACUUCGUCCAAAUAA
Meloidogyne enterolobii is the source of this 204-nucleotide messenger RNA. The record is from the annotation of a GenBank genome assembly. Lineage: Eukaryota; Metazoa; Nematoda; Chromadorea; Rhabditida; Meloidogynidae.